This is a messenger RNA of Aureobasidium musti, 759 nucleotides long. NCBI's taxonomy places the organism in Eukaryota, Fungi, Ascomycota, Dothideomycetes, Dothideales, Saccotheciaceae. The record is from the annotation of a GenBank genome assembly.
AUGCUCGGGACUGAUCAAAACACUGGCCAUGGUGCAUUUGCAGAGAGAAUGAGAAACUUUAUCGCACCGAAUCCUUCGACUCGAAAUCCACGCAUCAGUAAAGAUUCUAGCCAUGCGGAUCUUAUCGAGGCUGGUUACCAAGCCGAUGGACACAAGACCUGGGGCUAUGUGAUCUACCGCACAACGUACGAAAGCGACGCAGACUGGAUCGAGUUCAUGCAUCGUCUACGCUGGUGGACGACCGACAGUAUGGAAUUCUACAAUGGUCAGGAUGUGUUAGAUCGUAUGGCAUGGACUGUCUUCGAUGACCGCGAGCGCUUUGAUAGCGCUGAUGUAGCGAUAAUCCGUGCUCACUUUUGCGAUUGGGCAGAGCUGGUGGUGCAAACUGAGCAACAGUCUGACGAGGCUGGCAAUGCUCCUACUUCCAUGGGCCGCUCGCCGCGCUACAGGUAUUGUAUACAAGUAGAUGCCGAUGCGCUCAAGUCCGCCGUGCACGAAGCCCCUGCGCCGCCUGGUUUUGAUGAGGACAGACUCGGCUGGGUGAAAGUCAUCAACAAGAACUGGGUCCCAAGGAGCGACGAUCGACCAGAUCCCAACGAGUAUGAGCCGAUUGAUGGUAUCACAGAAAAACACCUUGUCUGGGUCAAGUGCNCCUUUCCAUCCGUGAUGACCGAGUACUAUAUGCUGUUUCGGGAUCUCAUCGGAUACAUGGUUGCGUAUCGACGACCACCGGCCGUGAUCGGUUGGCCUUGGAAAUGA